Scophthalmus maximus (turbot) is the source of this 2904-nucleotide messenger RNA. RefSeq names its product heat shock protein 70 family, member 13 (gene hspa13). Bases 145 to 1464 code for a protein of 439 amino acids. Gene Ontology annotation, biological process: cellular response to unfolded protein; vesicle-mediated transport; protein refolding. NCBI's taxonomy places the organism in Eukaryota, Metazoa, Chordata, Actinopteri, Pleuronectiformes, Scophthalmidae. The record is from RefSeq and is a predicted model, not a curated record. Gene Ontology annotation, cellular component: cytosol; cytoplasm; nucleus. The transcript is spliced from 5 exons. Gene Ontology annotation, molecular function: heat shock protein binding; ATP binding; ATP hydrolysis activity.
GGCACUACCAGUGUUGACGUGUGUUUCACUGGUUGUCGUGUCGCAUCGUCCAGCAGCUCCCGGAGAAGCCCCCGGACUCUAACAACUUUUCACGGACAUAUCGUGAACCUUAAGCGGCGUGUGGCUCCGCAACGGUGCGCGACUAUGUCCGGAGAAAUGUCCCUGUUCGGCUCGGUGCUCCUGGCCCUGCUGCUCGCCGGGUACCUGGGGCAGCAGUACCUACCGCCGCCGACGCCCAAGGUGAUCGGCCUGGACCUGGGCACCACCUUCUGCUCCGUGGGCGUCUUCCACCCGGGCGGCGGCGAGGUGGAGGUGAUCGCCGACGAGCAGGGCAGGAGGAGCAUCCCCAGCGCCGUCGCCUUCACCGCCGCCGCGGUGCUCGCCGGACACGACGCCGUGGACCGGGCCGACGCCAGCCCGCAGAACACCGUGUACGACGCCAAGCGGUUCAUCGGGAAGCUGUUCGAGCCCGAGGCGCUGGAGCGGGAUAGCGCCCGGUACCCGUUUAAGGUGAUCAACAACAACGGCAGCGCCGAGUUCCUCAUCUCCACCAACCGGACGUUCGCCGUGAGCCCGGAGUUCGUCGGCUCCCGGCUGCUGCUGCAGAUGAAGAAGAUGGCGGAGCGGCGGCUGGGCGUGGCCAUCCAGAGGGCCGUCAUCUCCGUGCCUGCGGAGUUCGACGAGCGGCAGAGGAACUACACCGUCAGGGCCGCCAACCUCGCCGGUCUGGAGAUCCUGCGCGUGAUCAACGAGCCCACGGCGGCCGCCAUGGCCUACGGGCUGCACAAGGUGGACGUGUUCAACGUGCUGGUGGUGGAUCUCGGGGGAGGAACCCUGGACGUGUCUCUGCUCAACAAGCAGGGAGGGAUGUUCCUCACCAGAGCCAUGGCAGGAAACAACAAGCUGGGAGGUCAAGACUUCAGCCAGCGGCUGCUGCAGUUCACCAUGGAGCGAGUGCGGCAGGAGUUCGGCGUCGCGCCCACUCUCAAAGAGGACGUGCACCGCCUGCGUCAGGCCGUGGAGGCCGCCAAGCUCAACCUCACCCUGCAGCCCAGCGCCACCAUCGAGGUGCCGCUGCACCUCCGCACCGCCGAGGGCCCCGAGUCCCCCGCCCCCGCUCCGGUCCUCUUCCGGGCGACGAUCGGCCGCGAGCUAUUCGAGGAGCUCAACGAGGACCUGUUCCAGAAGAUCCUGGCGCCCGUGGAGACGGUGCUGGCCGAGGGCCACCUGGCGAGAGAGGACGUGGACGAGAUCGUCCUGGUCGGAGGCUCCACCCGGAUCCCGAGGAUCAGGCGGCUGAUCGCAGAGUUCUUCGGGAAGGAGCCCAACACGUCGGUCGACCCCGACCUGGCCGUGGUCACGGGCGUGGCCAUCCAGGCGGGCAUCAUGGGCGGCUCCUGGCCGCUGCAAGUGAGCGCCAUCGAGAUCCCCAACAGACACCUGCGCAAGACGAACUUCAGCUGAUCUCUUCUUAGAUUUAUUGACGGGAUGCCGCAGAUUCCAGAACUGUCACGCCUCUCUAAGUAUUCUUAAAUGAAACUUGUGCCGAUCACACGGAGACGCCACGAGACAUUCAGGUUGUCCACCUGUCAUUUGAUCCCUCUUUGAUGUGACGACGUGGACAUUCCCUCUCCUCGUUCUCACGGCUGUCACAGCAGCUGACGGACGCUUCUCUUUGUUUUUGUGCAGAAACAAGACAACGAGAUUCCGACGGACGGAUCUUUAAUUAGACGCUCGUCUCGUCGCGGAUCUACGGAUCCCGUCGUUCGAUUCAGGGGAACAACCACUCGUUCAAAGACGCAGAUUCAAGCCAGUGCAUCGUCAGAUAUUUAUUUUAUUUAUUGUCAUUAAAACUGUGUGUGUGUGUGUGUGUGUGUGUGUGUGUGUGUAGUGAAGCUUGUGCCUUUUUCAGAAAGCUGCUAAACGGUUUGAACUGCUCGUCGGUACUGACCUGAUGGAAGAUCAGUGCAAAGACGUAGAGACGCACAAGUUCAACACAACAAACUGCUCACCUUGUUAAUAAGUGAAGAAUCCUAGCGGACGAGGGUGAACAUCAGGGAGAGACUCGUGCUGCGUUCAAUUACACCUCGCAUCUCGGAGCACGGAAGUCGAAUUCCGAGAUUAUACUGGAACGAUGAACCCGACUUCCGAGCUCCGAGGUAUAAUGGAACGCAGGGUAUAUGUUCACACGGUUCUGUCACCAUAAUUUAAUUUUUUCAGCAGCGAGACUCGCUGGACUGUUAUUGACAUUCGUUCUUAUGCUAAAAUCUUUAGCACCGAUUUGAACGAAGAUCAGCUGAUUGCAGCGAGAUGCAGCUCAGCUCUGCCGCACUUUAGAGAAACUUCCACUGUUUGUUGUGUGCGGUUGCUUUGCUUUGCGCUUUAUUUAAACACACACACGCACACUGAAGGUCAAAGUCGCAGAGGGACCGAAGCUCCUCUCCCUACUGCCUGGAGGAACAUUAGCUCCACCUGCUGUUUCUCUGCUGAACCACAGGCUGGUUAUUGAUUUUUCCAUUUCCUAUUUUCCAAAACUUACAUAUAAAAUUCCGGAAUCUGUUUCUCCUGAAGCAGACGGACCAGUGAGAGUAAAGUUUGUCCACCACAUUCCUUUAAAAUCACCAACGGUAUUUUCGUUUUUUCUUUUACUUGUCAUCCACGAGUAUAGAUGUAUUUAUUUAUUUUCAUAUGACGUAUCACUGAUCUGGAUGUAAGAGCCUCAGUUAAUUAUGCUGCUGUUUGCAUUUGAUACUUUACGAACACUUUCAGUCCCUUAAGAAAAAGGGAGAGAAGAAAAUUAAGUUGAGACCAAGAUUUAUUUUUGUAUUGUAAGUUUUACUCAUUGUCAGAGUGAAGCUACCUUGUGAAUUUGCUAUGACCAAUUAAAAUUGCAUUUGUCACGUC